Messenger RNA from Talaromyces marneffei, 1005 nucleotides. RefSeq lists its product as uncharacterized. The transcript has a single exon. The record is from RefSeq and is a predicted model, not a curated record. Bases 1 to 1005 code for a protein of 334 amino acids. NCBI's taxonomy places the organism in Eukaryota, Fungi, Ascomycota, Eurotiomycetes, Eurotiales, Trichocomaceae.
AUGGCCCCAGGCGCGGUCGCGACUCCCUUGACGGGCGAAAAUCUCGUUCCGCAAGGUGUUCGCGCACGCGUGACCGAACCACAACAACAGCAAGAUACACCAAUAAUAAUACUCAACGCCAAUAUCAAGAGACCAAGAUACACAUUCGCGAGGAUGGAGGAUCUAAGCAGAGCUGCAGGACUCUUCUUACAACACAUCAAGGAUCACCCUGAUGAACGAGUUAGUGAGGGUACGACCACUGAAUUUGUCAGGAAUGUGUGGAAAUACGCCACUGCAUCUGCGAUGAAUGACACCACGGAGGCUGCUGCGGAGAUCAAGCGGCUGCUUGAGCGAGUCCAACAGGACACCGCGGUAAUCCGUACAAGAACUGAGCCAUCAUCUAAAUCAAGCAUAUCGAUGGGGCUGUCCAGUGAUUCCGCCACCCUCUGGAGAAACUUCAACGCGCAAAAAUGGCAAGCGGACCUACGAAGCGCGGUCUCACCCAUAUCUCAAAGCGCUGGAUCAUCAACCCUAGGUGUCAGCCAUGCAGAGCUGGGCAUGGACUGCGAGAUCGUCGUCAAGAUCCGUGACGAUUCUCAACGUACGAAGCUACGCAAGCAACAACCUGUAGAUAUUGUGAAAGAUGCUGAACGAGCUAGGGCUCAAGCAGCGAAGAGCACUCCAAGCCUAGCUCUAGCCGGUCAUGCCUUUAUCGCCGCACGUCAGCUCCCCUCAGGGGAUAUCAGCCUACGAGCGAAUCACGCCGCGGCUGCUGAGGUCCUCCGCCAGCAUUGUGAGAGUUGGGUUCACGUAUUUGGGGAGUCUGCCUACGUACGCGUUCCUACGUGGGGAAUCGUCAUUGAUGGUAUGCCGGUAAGGAGCGUCGAUCUGAGCGAGGAUUUUAAGGCACAACUUGUGGCCGAGAAUCGCUACACCUGGGGACGGGAGGCAGGAAUCAAGAUCGCGCACGUCGGCUGGCUUACUAAUCCUACCGUCCUUCACCGCCUGAUGACUAGACCCACCUGA